Monodelphis domestica (gray short-tailed opossum) is the source of this 4313-nucleotide messenger RNA. RefSeq names its product carbonic anhydrase 5B (gene CA5B). Lineage: Eukaryota; Metazoa; Chordata; Mammalia; Didelphimorphia; Didelphidae. Gene Ontology annotation, cellular component: cytoplasm; mitochondrion. Gene Ontology annotation, molecular function: zinc ion binding; carbonate dehydratase activity. The record is from RefSeq and is a predicted model, not a curated record.
GGGCGGGGAGGAGGCGGUGUCUCCCAAGAUGGCGGUUGAUGCCGCUGCAGCGCGAGAGAGAUUGCUGCUAAGGGAGUGAGUGGGCGGCAGCGUGAGCGCGCGCCCCAGCGAGCACGCGCCAGAGCGGAGAGCCGAAGGUGGUGAGGUUCUUGAAGACUGUUUUGGAACUGAUAAAGACAUCGAGUUUAAACAUGUUAGUGCUAAAUAACUUGAAGGCAUUUCCAUACAAGCUGUUACGGAAAAUGACCUGGAAUCAGCCAUCUGUACCAGUGAGGCCUUGCAGCUUGUAUACUUGCACAUACAAAACCAGGAAUCGGGCCAUACAUCCACUCUGGCAAAGCCUGGAAGCAGUACCGGGAGGGGAUCGACAAUCACCAAUCAACAUCCGAUGGAGAGAUAGUGUUUAUGAUCCUUGCCUGAAACCCUUAAAAAUUUGUUAUGAUCCAAGUACUUGUCUUCAUAUCUGGAAUAAUGGAUAUUCUUUCCUAGUAGAAUUUGAGGAUUCUGCAGAUAAAUCUGUUAUUAGGGGAGGACCUUUGGAAAACAAUUAUCGGUUAAAGCAGUUCCAUUUUCACUGGGGAGCAAUAAAUGACUGGGGUUCAGAACAUACUGUUGACAGUAAAUGUUAUCCAGCUGAGCUACAUUUAGUACACUGGAAUGCAGUCAAAUAUAAAAGUUUUGAAGAUGCCGCAAUGGAGGAAAAUGGAUUGGCUGUAAUAGGAGUAUUUUUGAAGCUAGGUGUACAUCAUAAAGAACUACAGAAAUUAGUAGAUGCUUUGCCAGCAAUCAAACAUAAGGAUACGCUUAUUGAAUUUGGAACCUUUGAUCCUGCCUGUCUUAUGCCAACCUGCCCAGAUUAUUGGACCUACUCAGGAUCUUUGACUACUCCACCACUCUCAGAGUCUGUCACCUGGAUCAUUAAGAAACAACCAGUUGAGGUUGAUCAUAAUCAGCUUGAGGCAUUUCGAAUGUUGCUUUUUACUUCAGUUGGGGAGAAAGAAAAGAGAAUGGUUGACAACUUUCGUCCACUUCAACCAUUGAUGAAUCGAACGGUCCGUUCCUCAUUUCAUCAUGAUCAUAUAUUAAAUCUGCAGAAGGGAAGAAAACAGCAAACCCACCAUAUUACUCCAUAAAGAGAUAGCAAGAGAAUUAUUUUGUUUUAGUAUGUAACUUACUUCUGGGCUUAUGUCAUAAUUUUAAGAGAUUUAGACUUGUCUUUUUAGGACAUAUCUCAAUGUAUGUAAGCUCAUAUUUUAGAAGAUUAUUAUAUAUAAAAUAAGGGAGGAUUAAACAUGCACAUUAAGGUAAAAGAAUAAGAAUAAGCGCCUUAAACUUUUCUCAGAGGUUUUUACUACUUUAUUUAGAUACAUUUAUCCUCAUAUUACAAAGAAAAACAAGUAGGUUCUCAACUAAGCAUAUAAAAGUCAUUUAAUCAACUUUAAAAACAAUGCAAAAUCAAUAGUUGUGUCUGAAAGAUUAAGCCUCAGAUGGAAAGAAAUAGAAAGAUAUAUGUUACAGACAAGUUGAUUUUUGCAUACUAAGUAAAUGGGAAACUAUUUGACCUUUAAAAAAGGGAAAAGAUUAUAAUUUUUAAUCAGAAUUUUAUAGGUCAUAUUAUUGUCAUUAGCUUAUAAUAGGGUAUAUUAGCAUACUUUCCACAGAGCAAAAGAAAUAGAGUAGAAAUUGGAUGUAAUGUCAUAUAGUCGGUAUUUUGCAACAGUGAGCAUCUGGGCAAAUCACAAUCUUUCUUAAUUACAUAAUGAAUUUUAAGAUCCUUUGAUGAAAGAUGGAAAACAUUUUAAGUUUAGUUAUAAUUAAGCGAUUUGGUAUACAAUGCUUUGCACUUUGGAGAGAUUCAAAAUAAUAAAUUUCAAUUGAAUCAUUAUUUUAGAUGUAUUUAAUGGCAAUGUUGUGAUUUCUUACCACUUGUUAUUUGCCUCUCUUUUUCUCAUUUAAAUUCUUGGUAGAAAUAAAAAUCACAUUAUUCUUCUGUGCUAUAAGUGCCUUUAAUCCUUUUUCUCAGGAAAAUUCCUUUAUUUUAUUCCAUUUUUCAAAAUAUCUUUAUCUUAUUCCAUUUUUUCCAUUAAUUCUCAUGGUCAAUAACCCUGUUCUUCAUCCUCAACAUGGCUUCCAAUCCUUCUACCCUUCCUUUAGUUCUUUACUAAGUUAUUUUCUCUGCUCUGCCUAGACUAUCCUCCCUUCCUUAUGUCAACUGAUUGGUGAAUUAUUUCAGCUCUACAGUGUGCUUUACUUCCAUACCCCUUACUUCUUCGUCCUACUGAUGAUCUUGCCUUUUCAAACACCAACCCUGGAUUACAUUUACCAUUUGCCUCCUUUGCCUUAUUCACAUACUGCCAAAUAGAACUGGAAAAAAUCAUGUAACCUCGUUGAUUGAUUAUGUCUACCACAAAUGUAUAUGAUCAAAUCUCACAGUAGUAAGGCAGUCCUUUUACUAUGCUCUAAUUGAUUCACUAGCCUACUUUCCAUAACAGCUGUUCCAAUCCUUCUCUCUAAUCAAGCUUUCUUCUCAGCUGACGAUGCUGACUCUUUAUUUUAUUGAAGAAAACAAUUGAAGCCAUUCCCCCAAAGUUCCCUCUUCCUCUCUGCCUUUCAUUUCAAAUAAAGCAGAUAUUCUUCCUCAUUAACUCAUCCUUUCUUCUGGUCUCAGAUGAAGGUCACCCAUCUUUUUGACAAGCACCGUGUACAGGCCUCUUGCUCACGGAACUCCCCUCCCAUCUUCUUUCCUUUGCUUCUAAACUCUUUGAGAAAGCCAUUUACAAGAGGUCACUCCACGUCCUCUCCUUGAGUUCUACCCUACAUUCUCGGUCCUCUGACUUCAGCAUUCAAUUUCCUUUUGGCAAUCUCCAACGUUAGGUCCAGUAGGCAUUUCGUACUUCUGACAAAGACGUCGUUAUCUUUCCUUAGAGACCUUCUCUCUCCUAAACGUUCCUUUCACUGAGGACAACAUCACCUUCCCAGGCUUGGAGGCUUUUCACUCCCAUUUAGCCCCUCUAUAGAAUAUGUUGUCAGAUAUUGUUUCUGCCAUCACCGUUGUGCUAUGCGUUUCCUUUUCUCUGCUCACACAGCCACUGCCCUGGCUCAAGUUCUCAUCCCCUCCCAAGUAGGCUGCCCCAAAGCUUCCUACCUAUUCUUCCCACUCCGGGUGAUGUCUCACUCCACUCCCAAAAUGCUUUUUCUAAAGCCCAGGUCUACCCACGUCACCUCCCUUCCCAUAAACUCCAGGGGUUCCCUGUAGCCUCUAAGAUCUCCCCCUUCCUCCAUCUCCCCUUCAGGUACCUAUUCUAUGAUCCAGCUACAUCAUCCACUUGCUUUCAUCUGCACAUGGCACUCCACUUGUCAUCUCAGGAUCUUUGCACGGGCUCACCCUCACGCUUGGGGUGCUCGCUCUCCUCUUCAAGGCAGCUCAAAUCUGACUCCCCCCACCCUAGCCUCCCAACCACUACAUUAGCUGCAGUUAUCUUCCCAACUUUAUCUAUGUUUCAUAUGUACCUGGCAAUUUAUGGUCUCUCUGGUUAGAAUGUAUGCUCUUUGAGGGCAGCUGCUCUUUUUGCCUUUCUUUGUAUCGCCCGCGCUUUAGGUUUCAUAUUGCUUCAUAGCACUCUGGCACAGAGUAAGCGCUUAAUAAAUGCCUAUUGACUGCCUGAAUAAUUACGUAUCGAAUGCCAAUGAAUUAAUUCCUUAAAGUUUAGCGUUUCUAUGGAGAUUUAAAUAUGCUUUGCAUGUAAAAUGUGAAUAUAUAUGAAUGUUCUUUUAUAGGAAAUAUUUUUAUCUUGAUUUCUCUUGUCUGUGUUAACACUUGUUAUAUUUACUGUUGGGAACUUACAUGAGAGAAAAUGUAAUUGCCAAAUGUAGGGAUUUACAAUAAAAUUUUUAUAGAAGCCACAUGUAUACAUUUAAAAGAAAAAAAUGUAAAUAUGUAUUCAGGUAAAUGACCAAGAUUUGGAGUUCUUUUAUGGUCCAAAUGCAGAAAUGUUUUCCAAUUUAAUUAAGAUUUUAUAUAUUUUCAUUUGUACACUUUUACAAAAAAAAUACACUUUAGAUACGUUCUUUACAUUUCAGAAACUUUGUUAUAACAAAAUAGCCAGAAUGAUAAGUUAAAAUAAUGAAGUCUGCUUAAAAUAAUCUCAUCCACUUUAACAGUUACUUUUUGUACUUUAUAUUGUUUUAGAAUUUGUUAAAUUGCUAUUUAUGGUAGGCAAAUAACCAACUAAAAUCUUAUAAAUGUAUACAAUGAUCUGCAAUAUGCAAAAAUUAAUAUGAUUAAAACAUAAGUCCUUCUUAUAUACAUUUAA